Molecule: messenger RNA, 483 nt
Organism: Oikopleura dioica
Lineage: Eukaryota; Metazoa; Chordata; Appendicularia; Copelata; Oikopleuridae
Source: the annotation of a GenBank genome assembly
AUGGCCGAAUUUCCACUCGAGCCGCAGUGGCUUGAAAUGCUCAAUGAAGCCAACGAAAAGGCGCAAACUGCGAUUUUCCAACGCGAUAAGAUCCACUCGCAACAUCGAAAAGCGACGGAAAUCUACUCCCGGUACGACAAAGUCGCGAAAAGGAUGGAGAAAGAAAGCGAAAGUGCCAUUAAAAAAUGCGAAGACUACUUUCACUUGCGAGACGAGUUCGAGCGGCUGCUCGAGGAGAACGGAAAGCACUUGAGAGCGAUUGAAGUUCAACUUGUCGACGCGAAGGCGAGUUUGACCAGCUCGCUCCAGCAGCUCGGCCGGCAGAGACCUCGGGCGGAGGACGAAGCCAGCCGCACAGUGUCUCCUCAGAUCCGAUCUUCUUCCUCCAACUCUGUCGUCAUGCCCAGCAGCGACUCGAGCUCCACUCAAUUGCCUCUGACGGAGCAUGACUUCGAUCCGUUUGAUGAAUGGAUCGAAGACUAA